This is a messenger RNA of Aspergillus sclerotioniger CBS 115572, 1701 nucleotides long. RefSeq names its product sulfite oxidase. Gene Ontology annotation, molecular function: oxidoreductase activity; molybdenum ion binding. Lineage: Eukaryota; Fungi; Ascomycota; Eurotiomycetes; Eurotiales; Aspergillaceae. The coding region runs from base 1 to 1701 and encodes 566 amino acids. The transcript has 2 exons. Gene Ontology annotation, cellular component: mitochondrion. The record is from RefSeq and is a predicted model, not a curated record.
AUGACAACCAUCACCGCCCAAAUGGACACAACCAACCGUCCCGACGAAUGGAAAAUCGAACAGGGCAUGGCAGGGCACAAACUGCCGAUUCUGGAUCAAACGGGACUAGACACCGUGCAUAUCUAUCCGCCUGGUCCGACCAAGCGAGAUAGAGACGAUGAGGCGAUUGCUUCGGUGGGGGAUCGGGCGGAGUUGUUUAGGAGGGAGAGGGAGGGGUGGAAGGGAUACGUGGAAUGGGAAAAACACCCCGAGAAAAAAGCCGCCGCGCAUAAAAUCCUCACCUCUCAAACCUUCGAUCCCUGUCCUGAUUACAUGUUCGGACCGAUCCCCGACUCCAACCCCGUGUUGACCGGCGAAGACUUCAAACAAUGGCAUGCCGCGUUGGGCGGAGAACUCGCCUCCGUGGCGGAUGAUUCCUGGCGGACGGUGCUGCGCGAAAAACACCCCGACAUGCUGCACUUGUUGCAGUUUCCGUAUAACGGCGAGCCGCCGAAGCGGUUGGUUACCUCCAAGGUGGUGACUCCGAAUCCAUUGCAUUUUGUAAGGAAUCAUGGAGGGAUUCCGCUUAUCGAUAAGGAGAAGUGGGGUUUGUCGCUGGAUGGAUUGGUGAAGCAUCCGAAGAGUUAUACGUUGGAGGAUUUGCAGGAUGAGACAAGGUUCCCGAGGAUUGAGAAAACGGCGACGAUUCAGUGUUCUGGGACGAGGCGCAUCGAGCAGAUUAGUCUGUAUGGUGGGCAGGGGGAUGAGGUGCCGCAGGCGCCGUGGGCGGAGGGGGCGAUUGGGACGGCGAGGUACGUGGGGAUUAGUUUGAAGAAGGUGAUUAAGGAUUGUGGGGGGUUGGUUGCGCCCGCGAAGCAUUUGGAGUUGUAUGGGGCGGAGACGUAUAUUAAGGAUUUGGAGGCGAUGAAUUAUGUGGUGAGUGUGCCGUGGUCGAAGGUCAAGGCGAACGAGGUGAUUUUGGCGUGGGAGAUGAAUGGCGAGCCGUUGCCGAAGAUUCAUGGGUAUCCGUUGCGGGUGGUGGUGUUGGGGUAUAUCGGGGCGAGGAGUGUCAAGUGGUUGUAUCGCAUCAAGGCGAUUGAGAAUCCGUCGCGGGCGCCGGUGCAGAGUCGCGAGUAUCUGUACUUCAAUCAGCAGAUUGGCAAGUACAAUCAGAAGCCGACGGAGGGGAUCCAGAUCCAGGAGAUGCCGGUGAGUUCGGCGAUUAUGUCGCCGUGGACGAAGCAGGUGAUUGUGCAUGAGGGGAAGAUUCGAUGCAAGGGCUGGGCGUAUUCGGGGGGUGGACGGUGGCCGGAGCGAGUGGAGUUGUCGGCCGAUGGAGGGUUCAGUUGGUAUGCGGUGCCGCAGGAGAAGUUGUCCAAGAAGGGACGGUGGACGUGGCGGACGUGGGAGAUGGAGUUGCCGUGUGAUGUCGAGGGGUGGAUUGAGAUUGUGUGUCGGUGUUGGGAUAAUUCGCUCAACACGCAGCCGUUGAAUGUUCGGGCCGCGUGGAAUUGGGGUCUGCAUGUCACUUCGUCGGCGCAUCGCAUCAGCGUUUACAGCGUCAACAAGAAACAUCCCGCCACGCGUCAGCGCAUUGAGAAGAUGGAGCAUUUGGGGAUUCCGUUGGCGCCGUUGACCUUUUAUCAGCCUGUUCCGGGGCAGACCGAGGAGGAGUAUGAGCAGUUUUGGCGUGAGCAUGAUCCUAGGGAUGUGGAUGAUUAG